Molecule: messenger RNA, 7640 nt
Organism: Oncorhynchus nerka (sockeye salmon)
Lineage: Eukaryota; Metazoa; Chordata; Actinopteri; Salmoniformes; Salmonidae
Gene: camta2
Product: calmodulin binding transcription activator 2
Biological process (GO): regulation of transcription by RNA polymerase II
Cellular component (GO): nucleus
Molecular function (GO): protein binding; double-stranded DNA binding; transcription coregulator activity
Source: RefSeq, a predicted model, not a curated record
UGGCUCACCUCCCUUACUUUCUUCUUUACAUAAUCUGACAAUCUCUCUCUCUCUCUCUCUCUCUCUCUCUCUCUCUCUCCCUCCCACCCACUCUCUCUCUACGGAGUGACGUCGGUGUUAAGAAGAAGAUGGCGGCGCCAGGAAAGGCGGAAGGUGUAUCGCAGUGUGGACCUCUGUGGUGUGUGAGUUGUGUGUAGUGCCGCUGGUUGGAGUGAGUCGUCUAGUCAUCAUGAACAAUAAGGAGAGAGAGAGCACAAAAGAGUCAGAGAACAGUCGAGGCCAGAUGAAGGUGUUUCUGCCUAACAAGUUGUUGGAGCGGCUCCCUCAAACCACCUCCCUACCCAAGGAGAGACUACGAUGGAACACCAACGAGGAGAUUGCAUCCUACUUGAUCACAUUUGACAGACAUGAAGAGUGGCUAUCCUGCUCGCUCAAGACCAGGCCCCAGAAUGGCAGCAUCUUCCUGUAUAACAGGAAGAAGAUCAAGUACAGGAAGGACGGCUACUGCUGGAAGAAGAGGAAAGAUGGGAAGACCACCAGAGAAGACCACAUGAAGCUCAAAGUACAAGGCAUAGAGUGUCUCUAUGGUUGCUACGUCCAUUCUUCCAUCGUCCCAACAUUCCACAGGAGGUGCUACUGGCUGUUGCAGAACCCAGACAUGGUGCUGGUUCACUACCUGAAUGUUCCGUCGCUGGAGGAUCAUGGGAAGGCGUGCGGCCCGUUGCUAUGUGCCGUUGCCGACCGCCGAGACUCGUUACGCUGGAGCCGAGACGAACUACUGGCUCAGCUCAAGCCUAUGUUCCACAGCAUUAAGUGGUCAUGUGGAGAAGGUUAUGGAUCAUCAGAGUUCUCUAUAGAACAACUGGCUCAACAGAUGCUGGAGUCUCAACAGACCAAACCUCAGCCUCGUACACACACCUGUCUCUGUAGCUCCACACUGGCGUCUCCUGGAGCUAACAUUCCCCACCGCUGUAACAGCACCAAACAUCGCAUUAUCUCCCCCAAACUGCCCGCUACCAGCCCUGCCAUGUCAGCCUCACCCCUGGCUGAGGGGGAGACAGGAGGGGGAGACAUCCCUGCAGGCGGCGAGAAGAAACCUUCCCCACACACACACCCUCCCCCCUCACACACACACUCCCAGGUAAAGCUUGGAGGGUCUACCAGCCUGGUAGGGAGACAUGAGGGAGUCUCUUCCUCCCCCUCUCCCCCCUCCUCCUCCUCCUCCUCCUCAUCAUCCCCCCCUCAGGCUCACCGCACAGCAACCAUCGCCGUUAGCAACGGCACCACCAACAAUUUCUAUGGUGACCAGCGGGGCCUGACGACGGUUGCCCUACCGCAGAAUGCGGUGAUCGUCAUGACUACGGCGGGGGUCAUCGGGACGCAGGGUGGAGGAGAGCGGGAGUCGAGUCUGUCUCUUUCCCGUUCAGGUCAGCUGGUACUCUCCCCUCCCCCUAAACCAGACACCCCCUCCCCCAACCCCACCUGCUCCACCCACCCCCUCCCCCCCAACCCCGGGGUGGCUACUCUCAGCCUCACCCUCCUGUCUUCACCCGUUAUAGGGGGACUACUCCUCACUCCAUCCCCCUCUCCAUCUCUCCUGCACCCUCUCCCUCCUGCCGCCCCCUCUCCCUCACCCUGCCAACCUGUCUUCGAUCCAGACUCCUUUCUGAACAGUCCUAAACAGGGUCAGACCUACGGAGGCACUCUCCCCCUCCUCACCCUCUCCUCCCCCUCCUCCUCCCCACAUGCACCCUCCCUCACUCUCUCCCUCUCCCCCGUCCCCUCCCCCUGCUCAUCCCCUCCCUCCUCUCUCUCAUCCCUCUCUUCUGAGGCAGAGAGGAAGAAUGAAGAGAGAGUGGUGCUCCAGACCUCUAUCCCUUCUUCCUCCCUCCCUCCAACCCUUUCUCUAUCCCUUUCUCCCUCCCACUCCGCCCCUUCUUCCUCCCUCCCUCCAACCCUUUCUCUAUCCCUUUCUCCGUCCCACUCCGCCCCUUCUUCCUCCCUCCCUCCAACCCUUUCUCUAUCCCUCUCUCCGUCCCACUCUAUCCCUUCUUCCUCCCUCCCUCCAUCCCAUUCUCUAUCCCUCUCUCCGUCCCACUCCGCCCCUUCUUCCUCCCUCCCUCCAUCCCUUUCUCUAUCCCUCUCUCCGUCCCACUCCGCCCCUUCUUCCUCCCUCCCUCCAUCCCUUUCUCUAUCCCUCUCUCCGUCCCACUCCGCCCCUUCUUCCUCCCUCCCUCCAUCCCUUUCUCUAUCCCUCUCUCCGUCCCACUCCGCCCCUUCUCUCCUGCCUCUGUGUCUGGAAUCAGCGCUGGCCCUGGGCCCUCUGGGGGAGACAGAGGGGGAGAGGGGGGAGGCAGAUGGAGAGAGAGAAAGACAGAGGGAGGAGGGGAGAGAAGAGGGGCACCCGCCCACCAAACUGGCUCUCCUCCAGCGAAGCCAAUCCCCCAAGCCGUCGUCGUCAGGGCAACACCACAGAAAAGCAUCAUCAUCGCUGCUCCUGAUUCGCCACGAAACGCAGCAGACCCCUCCCACUCAGCAGAUGGCGCCCAAUCUGCAGCCUCACAGGCAGGACGGAGAGCAGCCAUUGGUCGUCCUAGAGCCCAAAGAGCUCCAGCAGCACCUCCCCCAACCCAUGACCUCUAUGCACUUUAACCCCACCCCGACCCCGACCCCACUGACCCUGACCCAGAACCACCACUCUCAACUCCUCCUGCUGCAACACAAACGUCUUCAGAGUCAGGAGAGAGAGAUGGAGAAAGAGGUGGAAAGGGAGAGGCAGAGGGAGGUGGAAAGGGAGAGGGGGAGGCAGCUCUUACUCCUGCACCAGAGACUCAGCCAGCCGACUCCCUUAGAGUCCCUGUUUGCUAACAUCAACAACGUGGCUAAUGCAAACAUGGCUCUUUCGACUACUGUUAAUAUGGACAGUGCCAAUGCCGCUAUGGGUAAUGUUAACAUGACCAAUAUGGCUAAUGGGCGGGUUAGAGUAAAGGAGGAGAGGGGGCGGGGCUACGAGGCAGAGGACACACCCAUGGACACGGGUCAAAGGUCGGAGGUCACGGAUGAGCUAGAGAUAUCGUUCGACAGCCAGUUCCCUGACCUCAUCACAGAGGCCGACGCCCCCAACACACACACACACACCUCGGUCCUCGUCCCGAACCCGGCUCCCACCAGCCUGUUCCCUACGGGGGUACGUUACAUGGUUCCUCCCCAGCCCUCCCCCUCCUCGUCCUUCCUCCCCUUCCCCCCUCUUCCCCCUAACAACGGGACUGAGCUACAACGCCUAGCAACCAUCACAGACUUCUCCCCCGAGUGGUCCUACCCAGAGGGUGGUGUGAAGGUGUUGAUAACAGGUCCCUGGUUGGAGGCUACUGGACAUUACAGCUGCGUGUUUGACCAGAGCACCGUCCCCGCUUCACUUAUUCAGCCUGGAGUCCUACGGAGCUACUGCCCUGCCCACGAGGCAGGGUUGGUGUCUCUUCAUAUAGUGGAGGACAGUGGGUCUGUCUCUUCGUCUGUUCUGUUUGAAUACAGAGCUAGAAACGCCUCGUCUCUACCCAGCUCACAGCUGGACUGGCUGUCCCUGGACGAUAACCAGUUCCGUAUGUCCAUCCUGGACAGACUGGAGCAGAUGGAGAGGAGGAUGGCUGAGAUGUCUGCAACCAACCCACACACACAGCCGCCGCCACAAUGCCAGCGGAUCAACACACUCUCCCCACACACGCCCGAAGACAGAAGCCAGUCAGGCCCAUGGUUUGAGAGGAGGAUAGUUGGAGUAUGUGAGAGGAUGAUGGAGGGAGGGAGGUGGAGAGGAGGGGGAGAAGAGCGCCUCGCUCACUCCAUCCGCCACAGAGGGAUGACACUGCUCCACCUAGCCGCUGCACAGGGAUACACACACCUCAUCCACACACUCAUCCACUGGAGGAGUGUCAACAGUGACAGUCUGGACGUAGAGCAGGAAGUUGAUCCUCUCACCGUCGAUCAUUUCUCAUGCACUCCUCUGAUGUGGGCGUGUGCUCUGGGACACCAGGCAGCAGCCGAGGUUCUAUAUGGUUGGAACAGCCAGGCGCUCGGAAUUCCCGACUCACUAGGCCGCCUCCCCCUCGCAGUUGCACGCUCUCGCGGACACACAUGCCUCGCCCGCGCGCUGGAGGACCUACACACACACCGCCCCGACACGCACACACCCACAGAGAGGGCCGAGGAGGGGGCUCAGGGGGAGCAGAGCACCACUCCACAACUCCCCCCCUCUCCACUGUCCACCAGUCCUGACACAGGUCUGAGUUCGUCCAGUAGUAUUCUCCCCUCUCUCUCCCUCCCCUCCCCCUCUCUCAGCUCAGCCUACUCUAGUGGGUCUGUACCCCUCUACAACCCUCCUGACCCAAUGGAUACCUCCCCCUUCCCCUCUCUCUCCCUGUCCUCCCUCCCCCUCUCCCCUCCCUCCCCCUCUCUCUCCCUCCCUCUGAGCCUGCCGGUAUGGGGCGAGGCCUGUGGAGGUUGUGAAGCUGGGGACUCUAGUUUGAACGCCGGGCCCAGAGACCCUCUCUUCCUCAUGGACUACGAACCGGCCCCUCCCCACUCCCCUCCCGGACCUCCACACUCACACACACCCCCCCGUCGCUCACACACACACACCUUCGAGGAGCAGGUGAGCUUCAAUGAGAAUGCAGAGAACGAGGAGGAGUUCCUGCCUGCUGAGGUGCUACAGGUUGACAUGGCAACGUUAGCAGAGCAGAUCAUCGAGGCGACUCCUGAGCGAAUCAAACAAGAGGAAUUGUCCAGGGGGGCGGAGUCACCGCUCAGAGAGAGGCGGGACAACACGGUGAUAUCCGACACCAUGCCCUGGUUGGCCACUUACCUGGACACUCACACACACUCCUCUCUGUCUAGAUGUGUGUACCCCCCCUCCCACCUCAGUACCCUGGCCCUCCAGAGGCUGCGGCCCCCCAGUAGUGUGGCGUGGGCGGAGUUCCUGAACGCCUCGGCCAAUGGGAGGAUGGAGAGAGACUUUGCUCUGCUGACUCUGACUGACUCUGAGCAGAGAGAACUGUACGAGGCUGCGCGCAUCAUUCAGAACGCCUUCAGACGAUACAAGGGUCGGAGGUUGAAGGAACAGCAGGACAUGGCAGCAGCCGUCAUUCAACGAUGCUACAGGAAGUACAAGCAGCUAACAUGGAUAGCUCUGAAGUAUGCUCUGUAUAAAAGGAUGACUCAGGCAGCGAUACUGAUCCAGUCUAAGUUCCGUAGUUACUAUGAGCAGAAGAAAUUCCAGCAGUCUAGACGGGCUGCGGUUCUGAUCCAACAGUACUACCGCAGCUAUAAGGAGUAUGAACGCCUCAAACAGGGACCCAGAGGGUCCGGAUCACACAAUCCAAAACUGAAGGGUUCCUUCCUGACUAAGAAGCAGGACCAGGCCGCUAGGAAGAUCAUGAGAUUCCUACGACGAUGCCGACACCGGAUUAAAGAGUUGAAACAGACUAAGGAGUUAGAGAGGAGAGGGCUUACCACCUAACUCCUCUUUUACCCCUCCUUCAUCCUGCCAUCCGCCACGGGAGAGAGGGAUGACUGGUUGAGAAGAGAGAGCAGCCUGUCUGCCCUCCUCCCUUUAUUCUCUAUCUCCCUCCCUCCACUGGGGUCGCUCAUCACCCCAUCCAGCUGUAUGCCUGUCACUCCUCCUCUCCUCCUCCUGUUUUCCUCUCCUCCUCCUCUCAUCCUCCUGUACUCCUCUCCUCCUCCUCUCCUCCUCCUGUUCUCCUCUCCUCCUCCUGUUCUCCUCUCCUCCUCCUCUCAUCCUCCUGUACUCCUCUCAUCCUCCUGUUCUCCUCUCCUCCUCCUCUCCUCCUCCUGUUCUCCUCUCCUCCUCCUGUUCUCCUCUCCUCCUCCUGUUCUCCUCUCAUCCUCCUCUCAUCCUCCUGUACUCCUCUCAUCCUCCUCUCCUCCUCCUGUUCUCCUCUCAUCCUCCUCUCAUCCUCCUGUACUCCUCUCAUCCUCCUCUCCUCCUCCUGUUCUCCUCUCCUCCUCCUCUCAUCCUCCUGUACUCCUCUCCUCCUCCUGUUCUCCUCUCCUCCUCCUCUCAUCCUCCUCUCCUCCUCCUGUUCUCCUCUCCUCCUCCUCUCAUCCUCCUCUCCUCCUCCUCUCCUCCUCCUGUUCUCCUCUCCUCCUCCUGUUCUCCUCCUCCUGUUCUCCUCUCCUCUUCCUCUCCUCCUCCUGUUCUCCUCUCCUCCUCCUCUCCUCCUCCUGUUCUCCUCUCCUCUUCCUCUCCUCCUCCUGUUCUCCUCUCCUCCUCCUCUCCUCCUCCUGUUCUCCUCUCCUCCUCCUCUCCUCCUCCUGUUCUCCUCUCCUCCUCCUCUCAUCCUCCUGUACUCCUCUCAUCCUGUACUCCUCUCAUCCUGUUCUCCUCUCAUCCUCCUCUCCUCCUCUCAUCCUGUACUCUCCCCCUCUCCUCCUCCUGUACUCCUCUCCUCCUUCUCUUCAUCCCUCUCUCAUGAUGAAGUCAUGCUACUUCUGCAAGAAUGCAAACUGCAAAGGGAUGGAGAGAGAGAAGUAAAAAAAAGGAGAGAGAGACUCCUGCCUCCUGCCUUACCCCCUGUUCUGCUGUGGAGAGGAGGAGGAACCUGCCUUACCCCCUGUUCUGCUGUGGAGAGGAGGAGGAACCUGCCUGAAUCUGUUUAUUCUUUAUUUGAUCUAUUUCUGGGCAAAACAAGACAACUGCAGCUUCUAACUGAAUGUAUGAAACAUUUAAAAAAAAAUAUAUAUAUAUAUAUAUAUAUAUACACAUAUAUAUUCUACAGAUAUCAAAUACUACAUGUCACUGCUUUUGUGUUAUUCGUUGGGGCAGGUAUUGUACGUAUAUGAAGUGAUAGUCACUGAGUCAGUAGGACUGAACAGAACACUUAAAGUCUUAAAACAGGGAGAUAUCUUGACCCUAACUAACUAACCACCUUUACACACAACUAGAUGGGUUGGUAAAGAACCUCUAUCGAAUGGCAUUACAUCCAUGUUCGUGUAGAUAGAACCAGUAUAGAUCUAGACCACCUAGAGAAGAACCACCUCAUGUUAGUGUAGAUAGAACCAGUAUAGAUCUAGACCACCUAGAGAAGAACCACCUCAUGUUAGUGUAGAUAGAACCAGUAUAGAUCUAGACCACCUAGAGAGGAACCACCUCAUGUUAGUGUAGAUAGAACCAGUAUAGAUCUAGACCACCUAGAGAGGAACCACCUCAUGUUAGUGUAGAUAGAACCAGUAUAGAUCUAGACCACCUAGAGAGGAACCACCUCAUGUUAGUGUAGAUAGAACCAGUAUAGAUCUAGACCACCUAGAGAGGAACCACCUCAUGUUAGUGUAGAUAGAACCAGUAUAGAUCUAGACCACCUAGAGAGGAACCACCUCAUGUUAGUGUAGAUAGAACCAGUAUAGAUCUAGACCACCUAGAGAGAACCACCUCAUGUUAGUGUAGAUAGAACCAGUAUAGAUCUAGACCACCUAGAGAGAACCACCUCAUGUUAGUGUAGAUAUAACCAGUAUAGAUCUAGACAUGAAGAGAGAACCACCUCAUGUUAGUGUAGAUAGAACCAGUAUAGAUCUAGACCACCUAGAGAGAACCACCUCAUGUUAGUGUAGAUAGAACCAGUAUAGAUCUAGAC